UUGAAAACGCUGCUUGAAAAAUUAUUUUGUGAAAACCAGUAUACGAUUUAUAUAGAAUGGAUCUAGACUUCAAUAACGAUUUGGAGAAACGCAUUUCGGAUGCAUUUUGUGUAUUCGAUCAUCAUGGCGACAAAUUGAUUGAUGUGCGUGAGGUGGGCACAGUUUUGAGGCUGUUGGGCUGUGUGCCCACCGAGCAGGAGGUCAACGAGGUCAUCUCGGCCACCGAAACGGAGGAGACAAGCGGCGUGGUGCAUCUAACCAAAUUUCUGCCACAUGUCUCGCAGUUGCUCAUGGAACGCAAAAUGGAGCCAGCACCGCCGGAGAAAAUUCUGGAAGCUUUCAAGAUAUUGGACUUUGAGAACAAUGGCUAUUUGACCAAGGAGAGCUUUGGCAAACUGAUGAUGGAGGAGGGUGAACCGUUCACCCAAGAGGAAAUGGAUGAAAUGUGGCCAGUGGCAAUAGAUCCCAUCAGCGGACAUAUACCCUAUGAAUUGUAUUUGAAUCAAUUAAUGGUGUAUCUUUAAAUAAAUGUACAGUUUGGCUUGCUGACAGGUCUCAUAUGGAA
Messenger RNA from Drosophila grimshawi, 565 nucleotides. RefSeq names its product dynein regulatory complex protein 8. Gene Ontology annotation, molecular function: calcium ion binding. The transcript has 4 exons. NCBI's taxonomy places the organism in Eukaryota, Metazoa, Arthropoda, Insecta, Diptera, Drosophilidae. The coding region runs from base 57 to 524 and encodes 155 amino acids. The record is from RefSeq and is a predicted model, not a curated record.